Molecule: messenger RNA, 658 nt
Organism: Drosophila takahashii
Lineage: Eukaryota; Metazoa; Arthropoda; Insecta; Diptera; Drosophilidae
Source: RefSeq, a predicted model, not a curated record
CGUUCAGAGCAACCAGUCCAGAAAUCAAAGGAUAAUAACUAACCAACCAGGAUUUUACCCUUAAUAACAACCAGUUAAAACCGAAAAACACACAAUGGAUCUUAAGCAAUUGUACUCGUGGAUCUGCCUGCUGAUCAGCAUCAUCAUCUGCAAGGUGUCCGAGGCCAAGCCCACCUACUAUGACCUGGAUAGCUACGAGGCCUACGACACCGAUCGCUACGACACGGACAGUGGCUCCUCUUACGCCCUGACCUACGGGAAACCGCUGACGGAUAACCGCCUCAAGAAGCUGAAUCCGGGCUACUACUACGUGGACGAUGGGUAUAUUGCCCCGGUGGCUGCCAGUUCUGGCUACACCCGCCGCCGCGAAGAUGCCAACUCCGAGAGCGGCGCCCUGCCCCACAACGUCAGGUUCACACCCAUUGUGCGCGUCCGGCAGACGAAGACCAAGCGCAAGAAGCUCUUCGUGCCCAACUUCUUCGGCUAGAGAGGAGCGGCUCCUUCCGGCUAAACUGCCGGGAUUGAGAGUACAGACUGAGGAUGAUUAGAGUAGGCUUAGCUGUAGUGUUAGUCGCGUGGCUCCCACACCAAAAAGUACCUUAUACCUAUAUACUGUUACCUAUUUUAUAUACGCGGCCAAAGCGAUGACCAAAUUAUA